ACAAUAAUUAUCAAUUUUUCUCGAAUUUCCAAAAAAAAAAUUUAGAACUCUUAUAGCUAUAUACUUUUGUAUCUAUGACUGCAAAAUGAUACUGUGAAUCAUGACACAAAGCCGAGAAGAUGAAAUUCUUGCCUUCAACACCACUCAAAGUGUAAAGAAAAUAUAAAAAGAAAUAUAUGGAGUAUAAGAGAAUACACUAGGAAGAAAAGAAUUAUAACCCUUUUUGUUGAAACUCUAAACUAUAUAUAAAAAGUCAAAAACAUAGUAGUAGUAGUAAAUAAAGAAAACAAAAUAAAGAAUGGCUUCUCUCCGUUUUCCUUUCUUGUUUUCUCAGCCCCAAAAGACACCAUCUUCCGUCACUUCCAAUGCCCCAUCUAACUUCUUCUCCUCCGUCGCCGUCGCCGUCGCAGCCGGUGGUUCCGCUGGAGCGAUCAUUGCCAUAACUCAAAGCUCCAAAAAUCCGUUUUUGGAAAGUGCUAAGAAUUUCCUACUUUCCAAUUUCUCACCUAACAAGAAUCAUGCGUCGCCUUUAUGGGGUUGUGUUUCUCUAGCUGAUAAUUCAGCUCCGGUAACGGAACCGAGGACUGGAAUGUCAUUUCCGUCGAUUUUGAAAGAUACUCAAAGACUCCUCGGAAUUGGGCUGCGUAAAAAAGCUGUUUUUGGGUUGAAAAAUAUUGAUGUCUAUGCUUAUGGUGUUUAUGCUGAUGAUGCUGAUGUGAAGAAGUAUCUGGCUGAGAAGCAUGCAGAGCACUCUGUUUCUGAAAUUCAGCAAAAGGAAGAGUUGAGAAAUCAUCUCAUGGAAAACGAUAUACGUACGACUGUUAGGCUUCAGAUAGUCUAUGGCAGACUAAGUAUUAAAUCUGUCCGCAGUGCUUUUGAAGAAUCUGUUGGCAGCAGAUUACGUAAGAUCGGAGGAUAUGAUAACAAAGAAUUGCUCCAAAGGUUCACUUCCCAGUUUAAAGAUGAUAUUAAAUUACCUCGGGGAUCUAUCAUAGAACUCUCCAGAGACCAUGACUACGUACUUCACACAAGAAUUGAUGGGAAGGAAAUGGGAAGCAUACAAAGCAAACUCUUAUGCAGAUCAAUUCUAGACCUAUAUAUUGGUGAUGAGUCAUUUGACCACAAAGCCAAUGAAGAUGUCGAGUCGAACUUGGCUUCUCUACUUCACAAGUAGCUACUUCUUUGGCAUAAAGAGAAUAUAUCAACACAAGGAAUCGAGUUGUGGUGAUAUUGACUAGUUAGAACUGUUUUCCCCCCUCAGAAGUUAUACCUAACUCAUGUUAGGCGCUAUGUGUUGGUUGAUCUUUAAAUAGUUGAACUAGAGAUUUAAUCUCUUGCAAGCAGAACUUGGAUUUAUAUUUAUAUGCCAAUGAAUUGUUUUUUCUACUCCUGUAAUAUCCUGCUUCGGAAUUUUUAUAGCAUAAUUGAAAUAAGUAUCUUGCCUUGGUUACCAAA
This is a messenger RNA of Capsicum annuum, 1455 nucleotides long. Its product is annotated as fatty-acid-binding protein 1. The coding region runs from base 299 to 1174 and encodes 291 amino acids. Gene Ontology annotation, molecular function: intramolecular lyase activity. The record is from RefSeq and is a predicted model, not a curated record. The transcript has 4 exons. NCBI's taxonomy places the organism in Eukaryota, Viridiplantae, Streptophyta, Magnoliopsida, Solanales, Solanaceae.